GCUUCAGCGGAUGUUACAGUGCAUGCGCAGCUUCCCAAUGCGCAUGCUCAGUCGCAGUAAGGCUGUACAACAGAGCGGAUUCUCCCGCUACCUCCCGCCGCUGGUCUGUCAGGGGCUUCCCGCGCUGCUGCCUUGCUAUCCGUGAAUAAACCUACGGAUAGUUUAUUACAGGAUUGGUUACAAACAUUGUCUUUGGCAUAAGAUCUAGGGUACCAACUGAUCUGGGGGUUGUCCAGCUGCGUUAACUGAGGCACAUGGAAGGUCAAGUGACUUGCCCAAGGUCACUUGAUAGAAAUAGUGGCUCAGCGGUGACUGGAACCCAAGAUCUUCCUGCAGAGAAAUGCAGGCUGUAGAUCAGGGAUGGGAAGCAUCAUCUGUCUGACUCAGAUGGAUUUGCCAAGACCAGCUGUAAGCGAUGUCCAGUGACCCUCCCCCACCCUACCCAGGGGGACCUUCUGCACCGCUAAUAGAAGAGAAGAAUGGCCCACCCCCCAUGUCGGACAGAGUCUCCACUGCUGGAGUCCAGCCCUACGGGAUGCCUGUGCCCCCUUCAGAUUUUGGGCCACCCCCGUACGAGCCACCCCUGCAGCCAGGCUACAUCCCCCCUCCCGUUUCUGCAGAUGGCUCUGUGCCCUACAUGCCCCAUGGUUAUUAUCCACCCCCAGGACCUCACCCUCCCAUGGGCUAUUACCCGGCUGCGGGACAUUACCCCUCUCCUGGUGGCCACACAGCAACUGUCAUUGUACCAUCGGGGGCUGCAACCACGGUCACCGUGCUGCAAGGGGAAAUAUUCCAGGGCAGCCCCGUGCAGACGGUGUGUCCUCACUGCCAGCAGGCCAUCACCACUGCGAUCACACAUGAGAUAGGGCUCAUGAACUUCCUCCUCGGCUUCUUCUGCUGCUUUGUUGGAUGUGAUCUGGGCUGCUGCUUCAUUCCAUGUCUAAUAGACGACUUCAAGGAUGUGACCCACACUUGUCCCAACUGCAAAGCCUACAUCUACACGUACAAGCGCAUGUGCUAACAGCACCCCUGGGAGCCUCACCUGCUGGAAUGAUGUCAGCCCCUCCUCCACGCCGAUCUACACGUGCAGAAUGCUCCUUUGCUUAGCCCUUCAUGGGUAGUGUGUGUUUAUGUCCCCUUCCAUUUUAAAGAGCUUCAAAUGCUGUAGUAGAGCGACGGUACUCACACACUGACAAGGAAGCUGUAGGCCCACACUGCAAACAGCUAGAGCUGGUGUAUAGAUGUGAGCUCUGACAGGUAGCUGGGCUAGGCUAUGAGAUUGAAUAGCUGCAACACUCACCUUGCUGUUCCAGCCGUCCCCUCUCGUUCUCAUCCUUGCAGCUGUUUGCAGAGGGCUUAGAACUAGGAUUGCAAAUGAGGCAUCAGACUGCACAGAAGACUUUUCCUUCCUGGAUUAUGUCUGCCCAUCAGAGCCACCUCUGUUGGUUUGUCCUACCUCACUUUCCUGCAUCCCCCCCAUCAGUCUCUGAUGGUAGCCAUUGUUAAAGGAGACAGUGAUGUAAGGCAGACAUCCUUCAACAGGCAGCAUGUAGGGACAGCCAUUCCAAUGGGCUCUUGCCCAGUUAGUGAUAGACUGAGCCAUUGCAAUAGGGGGGCGCUUUCCUUCUGCUCCAUGAUGGCAGCUCGCUUAUUUCUCUAGAAGCUGUGAAUACAUCUUCUCCCACAGGACUGUGGGCUGUUGGGGUACUCUUGUGCUCACCAACUCGGUCUCUCUCUUUUUUUUUUUUUUUUAAAGCAGACAGAUCCUGUAGUUGUUUAGUUGAGUGUUACAGUUCUCUACAAACCACAAAUUCAAAGUAAGCACAUCCGUCCAUCCCCAGGAAAUGCAGUGCUUCUGACUGUUUGCUUUCUUUGGACACCUAGACUCACUCAGUUUCUCUGCUUUGUCUGUAGGCUAGCAGCGAGGGGGUGCAUGUUGCUGGACAAGGAUGGGCCUUCGUCCUUGGACUACAUGGUGUGAAAGGGAAGGUUUUAUUUUAGGGCCAGUGUUCGUUUAGUUCUGUAUGUUGUGCUUUUACAUCUGGCUGUGCAAUACAGCUGAGUAAAGCUAAUGCUUGUUUCCUGCCUUGGAGCCCAGCCCGCUCUGCCUUGCACUGAAGGAUAUGGGGAAGCAUCAGCUCUGUUUAGUUUGCAGGUGGCCAGGGCAUGUUUUCAGGGGUGUGGUUCUGUUUCUUUUGAAGUGCUUUGGGAUCUUGGAGCCUCAGGUGUCAGUCGCAGGCUGCAUUUCCCUAGGUCUGGCUCUUCCAUAGGUGUAAUGGCUCCUGUAGCCCCAGGGUGAUUACAUGCAGCAGCCCAGAGGCAGUGGGUUACAGAGGGCAUCUGCCACCAUUUGAGGCACAGAUGAAGAGACAGGCCUUUACUUGCAGUGCGGGUGCAGGUAUUAACCUACCAAUUCUGUAUGGAAAUUGGCAGCUACUAGAAAUUCCCAUCCUCUGUUGUCUUGAGAAACUUCCCUUACAAAGCCAGGGAAGGGGAAUGGAGUCUGCUGGAAUCAUGAAACCACUUUUACCCUUUGGGUGCUGUAGACCCUACCAUAUGCCUCUGGCAUUAGGAACAGAGCCUGUGUCACCAAGGGAUGCGAAAGCUCAGCCUGUGGGAGGCGGUGAGGGUUGGUUCUCUCUGGAACCCAGCAUUAAGUAGCGGUUUUUUCCCUGCUCCCUCACCCCCAAAUCAAGCAUGCAAAGAGAGCUAGAAGAAUGGGCCUUAUCUUGUUCCCAUUCAUUCAGUGGAAUUCAGGAGAUUCGAGGCUCCAAGCUCCCAGGUGGACUAGCUGGAGCUGUCUGUCUAGCGUGAAAUAAUAGAAACCAUGUGUGCAUCUGCCUUUCCUUUGCCUUGACUUUCUAAUAAGCUUUUACCUGGGACUCAGUGGUGUAGCCAUUAGCCUUUGUCACCAGAGACCUGGGUUCAUGUCAGUGGCCAAUCACAAGUGCAAUGGGCUUGGUGACCUCACUGAAUGUCUUAUCCAAAUCCAUUAGCAAGUCGGCAGUGUCCAGUCAAGAGCACUCCCCUAUCAGAGUAAGAGGUGGGGAAACCUGUGGAGUCCCCACACUCGUCUGCCUUCAUCACCCUCAGCUCUAGCUGAUGCUGUCAGCCUCCCUCCUGCCUCCUACUGAAAGACCUGUCUAUUGAACUUGUGCAGUGCAGUGAAAGGGAAAGUGUAUGAUUCUAGCCAUUUCUGGCUAUGCCAGUCUUGCACUACUCUCUUCCUCGGCGUGUAGGGAAAGUGUAUGAUUCUAGCCAUUUCUGGCUAUGCCAGUCUUACACUACUCUCUUCCUCGGCGUGUAGAUUUGCAUCAUAUGCCUUGUUCUUAUUUUGUUCUGUUCAAUGUUUGGUGGAUAGAAAAACUGGUGAAUCUCCCUCAAUGCACUUUUUCACCAUGCUACCUAGGGCCCAACAUUUCAUUACUCCCCACUAAUAUGGCAAUGUGUCCAAGUGGGUAGAUAACUCAGCGCAGCACUGUAGGGGGCUUGUUUUUAUUUUAAUUUAUUAUUAAAAUGGCCACCAGCUUGUAACUAACUUACUGGAAAUGGGAAUCCUCUACCCUCCAAGCCUAAUCAGUUUUUGCAUGAAAAUGAAGAGUCACUGCCUAGAAGUCCAUCACUAAUGGGUAUGGUAUGAAUUAGUCUAUGCAGGGGGUUGUAUUCUGGUUCCUUUUUUAUACUAGGAAGAAGAAAUGUAGAUUUUGGAAAGUUAAAACUAGCUGAUGAUAUUGGGAUGCUGAGCCCAAGGCUAUUCAGGGACCCUUUGCUGAAUCUCCAGUUUUCAGUGGCUAUGUACUUCAGUUUAUUCCAGCUGAUGUAAUCAUCUCUGGUUUGUGGCUCUUGAGUGCAUGCCAUCAAAACACAGUGAAGAUCUGCUCUUUCUCCGUUUGUCACCCUCCUCAUUAAACUAGCUCAGAUGUAUGCAUGGGGGGGCUCUAGCCCUCCAGGUCAUGAAUGUGAAAUGGUUGAUUUUGUUCUUAAAGCUGAUUGGUUAGAGAAAAACAGCCCAAAGUAUUGCCCUGAUUUUAAACUGCUCCAGUGCAAGUAAACAUUUUAAACCAACUGGAAGUCUUAAAAUGAACUCCUUGGGUUGUGGUUCAGGUAUCAGCUUUGAUGGCAGGAGUGAAUUAUUCUGUGCUUAAAAAAAGCAAACUGUUGGCGCUUUUACAUAAUGUUUGUAUAUAAAUAAAAGACAGCCUGA
This is a messenger RNA of Dermochelys coriacea (leatherback sea turtle), 4204 nucleotides long. RefSeq names its product cell death inducing p53 target 1 (gene CDIP1). The record is from RefSeq and is a predicted model, not a curated record. Gene Ontology annotation, biological process: intrinsic apoptotic signaling pathway in response to DNA damage by p53 class mediator; tumor necrosis factor-mediated signaling pathway. The transcript is spliced from 7 exons. The coding region runs from base 416 to 1021 and encodes 201 amino acids. Gene Ontology annotation, molecular function: zinc ion binding. Lineage: Eukaryota; Metazoa; Chordata; Testudines; Dermochelyidae.